Molecule: messenger RNA, 4743 nt
Organism: Athene cunicularia (burrowing owl)
Lineage: Eukaryota; Metazoa; Chordata; Aves; Strigiformes; Strigidae
Gene: SYT4
Product: synaptotagmin 4
Exons: 4
Coding region: 205-1482 (425 amino acids)
Biological process (GO): regulation of dopamine secretion; regulation of calcium ion-dependent exocytosis; calcium-ion regulated exocytosis
Cellular component (GO): axon; synapse; membrane
Molecular function (GO): calcium-dependent phospholipid binding; clathrin binding; calcium ion binding
Source: RefSeq, a predicted model, not a curated record
CACGCUGAGAAAAAAACCGGUCGCCUGGGCUCUGUGAUCAGAGAGCCAGGGGAGAGCAGGGCAGCCCCUUCGGCGCCCCGGGCAGGUCGCUUGGCACCCGAGGAGGUGUCUGGCGCUCCCCUGACGGAGGCUCCAGCACCGCGGACAGCGGCUCCAGCACCGCGGACAGCGGCUCCAGCACCGCGGACAGCGCACGCCGCCAACAUGGCUCCGAUCGCGGCCGGCCGCCAGCACUUCGAUGAAAUUCCUACAGUGGUUGGCAUCUUUAGUGCAUUUGGCCUUGUCUUCUCGGUCUCCCUUUUUGCUUGGAUCUGCUGCCAACGUAAAUCUUCCAAAUCCAAUAAGACCCCUCCAUAUAAGUUUGUCCAUGUUCUGAAGGGGGUCGAUAUUUACCCUGAGAAUCUCAACAGUAAGAAGAAGUUUGGAGCAGAUGAUAAAAGUGAAGCAAAGAACAAAUCAGUGAUGCCAAAGAAUUCUCUCCAUCUUGACCUGGAGAAGAGAGAUCUAAACGGCAACUUCCCCAAAACAACCCCUAAAAUCCAGAGCUCUCCAGAUCCUGAAAAUCUGUCUCCUAAGCACUUUGCAGAAAGGAAGAAAGAUUCAGUAUCCCCUGAUAGUUUAAAAUCCAUCACUUCCCUGUCAUCUGAAGACAAACAAGACAAGUUAGGAACUCUCUUUUUCUCCUUAGAGUACAACUUUGAGAAAAAGGCAUUUGUAGUGAACAUCAAAGAAGCACGUGGGCUGCCAGCAAUGGAUGAACAGUCAAUGACUUCUGAUCCCUACAUCAAAAUGACAAUUCUGCCUGAGAAAAAGCACAAGGUGAAAACCAGAGUGCUGAGAAAAACCUUAGAUCCAGCUUUUGAUGAGACCUUCACGUUUUAUGGGAUCCCCUAUACCCAAAUUCAAGACUUAACACUUCACUUUGUGAUCUUGAGCUUUGACAGGUUUUCCAGAGAUGAUGUCAUAGGAGAAGUCCUCAUUCCCCUCGCAGGAAUUGAACUGUCAGAAGGAAGACUGCUAAUGGACAGAGAGAUCAUCAAAAGAAAUGUUAGGAAAUCAUCUGGGCGUGGAGAAUUGCUAAUCUCUCUCUGUUAUCAGUCUACAACGAACACGCUCACUGUGGUUGUUUUAAAAGCCAGGCAUCUACCUAAAUCUGAUGUGUCAGGAUUAUCAGAUCCUUAUGUCAAAGUGAACCUGUACCAUGAUAAGAAGAGAAUUUCUAAAAAGAAAACCCAUGUGAAGAAAUGCACCCCCAAUGCAGUGUUCAAUGAAUUGUUUGUCUUUGACAUUCCUUGUGAGGGCCUUGAUGAUAUCAGCAUUGAAUUUUUGGUUUUAGAUUCAGAUAGAGGGUCAAGGAAUGAGGUCAUUGGCCGGUUAACCUUGGGAUCUUCAGCAGAAGGAACAGGUGGAGAGCACUGGAAGGAAAUCUGUGAAUAUCCUAGGAGACAAAUUGCCAAGUGGCAUAUGUUGUGUGAUGGUUAGCAACCUAGAAAGGGGUCAAAACUUGAAAAAAACCUAUAUUUAUUUCCAUAGGCAAGGAGCAGUUUUCUUUCUUUGCUAUGUAUAAUUACAGGCUUGUAACUACAAGACUUUUUUUGGGGGUGGGGGGAAUAAAAACUGGAUUGAAUUAUCAGAACAGAAGGUAACAAAGUUUUCACAGUAAAUAAAGGAAUUUAUCUUUCAUUAGACUUUAACAUAAUUGGAUCAGAUUCAUGUUCUUCUGAAGUUUAAAUAGCCUGAAACUUCUGAAGAAUUAUAAACUUCAAUAAGUACAGACUAUGCUUUAUGAAAAAGUCACUGAAAACUUAGUACUGUUAUACAGAAAAAAAUAACCUCAUUAAAAUAUAUUGCUAGAUCUAAAAAUACCACCUGUGGCUUAUUGGGGAAGGGGCUGAUUCUAUAAAAGCCAUGGGGAAUGAGGGUGAGUAGGAGAGGAAUUCCUUCUACCCCGCCAUUGAAAACCUUCUUUUAUGAAAAUUCAAUCAUUUGUAGGUUUUUGUUACUUAUACUUUAUUCAUCCCAAAGACUGAAGAGAAUUUCAGCAAUUUGUUUUACAUAUCAUAACAUGUGCAACUAGUUGUUUUAUCUGUGGAAAUACUGUAUAAUUAUUUAAACUUGGAUUUUUUUUUUUUUUUUUAAGAUGUAUAUAUAUGAUUUUUUUUUUCUUUUUUUUUUUUUUUACAGUGACAGAAAUAGAUACAUUCUGCAAAUCAUUGAGCUAGUUAGCAUACAUAGUUUUGUUAAAAGGGCUCCUUUACGGGUGACUGUACAUGUUACAGUAUAGUUAGAAUUUGGGAUUAGUUUUUUUUUUUUUUUUUCCUCUGGCAAGGAUUACACUUUAAGCAUUUCAAGCCAUGGGAAAACAUUUUCAUUGAGGCGACAUAACAUACAGGAUAUUACAGUCAAUGAACUUUCACCAAUUAUGCUUUAAACCGUUAAGUAAAUAUUUACAGUAAUUUCUUCUUUUGUUUCAUUAACGAACAAACAAAACAGUGAGACUGAGAUCAAAACCUUAUUCUGCUGUUUAACUUCCUGAACUGUGACUAAUGCCAUUACAGUCAGUAAGACUACACCCAACAUAAAAAUUUUAAUACAUUUUUAAACUUUUGCAAGAUAGGAAACGAAGCUCACAUUAUAAUUUAUCCAGUAUUAUGUUAGACAAACUACCUGAAAAGUGCAUUUCACUUACAUUAUACAUGUUAAAGUCCAUUACUGAUUGUACUGAAAAUUGGUAAUGGUAGGGGAAUAUAAACAUCCUGCUUUCAUGUUAGUGUGACAUAUGUAUGUUUAAACUUAAAACUGGGGGAUUAUCAGAUGUAACAUAAAAAAAAAAAAUGUAUAAAUAAAUCAUUUAGAUCUGUGAAAUUCACUCUUGGUCACACCAGAUAGCUAGAUAGAUUUUUAGGCUGUCAGAACUAUAGCACAACUAUAAGCAGAUUUCCUGAAGGUUGUACACUGAUUUCUGAUACAGAAUUGUCUGCAGAUAUUAUUCCUACAUAAUCUUUAUUUACAACACAUAUAAAGAAGAAUAUAAUGACGUUAAUUGUUACCAUAAGAAGGAUUUAAAAAAUGUGAAACUGUUUUCAGUAUUUUUUGCAUAUAUCAUUUUGUCAAAUGUAAUAUCAGUGAAGUGAAAGAUUAUUUGGGAAUUAAGGUAUUGCUCAAUGCAAAUAAAGGUAACAGAAAGGGCAUGCCAGUUAAAAAACAAAAACAAAACCAACAACAAAACAAACAACAAACCCAAACAUACAUUGCAUGUCAAAUUACUUUCAUUAAACAACAGAUCCAGGUCCUUUUCAAAACUGUUGGAGAUUUGUUGUGGACUUUACCUGUUCUCAUGUGGCCAAAUUACGUUUGCAGUAAAGGACACUGAAAUAUGAAAUAUGCAAGUAGACAAAUAGCACUGGAAGAAUUCUGUUGAGGCUCUUCCAGGUUUUGUGUUGGUAUUUUCUCCAGUUUUUGAGAAUGUGUUUGAUAUAACAGUGUUUAUAGAUUUCUGUAAAAAUACAUUUUCAAAAUAACAUAAACAUUCUUUUUAUGAUAAUGCUCAAUGUAAAAAAAAAAAAAAAAACCAAACCUGCAUAUUGUAUGUAUAAAGGAGAGGAAUCUUUUUUGCUUAUUUCUUUAGAAAGCUGAUUAACUGCUUAAGGGCUAGAGUUUGCCAGCCACAUUCAAGCAGAGCUAAUCCAAAGUCACCAAGUCAAACAAAGAUGCCUGCAGGCUUCAGUGGGGAUUGAAGUGCAAUGACAGAGCAAAACUCUUCUUGUGAGUCAACUCAGCAAUGUCAAUGGCACCAUCUAAUCUGAUCUAAUGGAGACUGGGAGAGUUUAAGUCAGUACUGCACAACCAGAGUUGUUAUAAUUCCUAGUAAGGAAAGAACUUUAUACUAAAAGUGAUUGUGUGAGAGUGAGACAGCUUGUAAUUAAAAAAAAAAAAAAAAAAAAAAAAAAAGAAAAAAAGAAAAAAAAAAGAGUUUUGUAUAUUGGCCCAUACAUUAUCUCUACAUUAUCUCUAAAAAUCAGAUGACAGGAGUCAUCUCUCUCCAAUGGACACAAAUUCUGACAUUUGGAGAAAAAAAAAAAAAAAUCACCUUUUUGAACUAAUGAUGGGCUGUAAUCAUCUUUCAUUUUGCAUUCAACAAAUUGUCAUGAUUUUUUUUUCAAGUUUCUAUAGUAGCUUGAGGGUUAAUAUUUCUACCUGCUAAAUGGCAGUUGCUGUUGGGGAUAUGGGGUAGGAAUAGGAAAGGGAAGCAAAGACAUUUUUAUUAAAUCUAAAAAAAUAAACCACCUGUAAAUAGAAUUUUGUUUUCCAUUUAAAGCAAUGUUUAGCUUGGAAAGUUGAGUAAAGAUGACUUGUAACACAUCUGUUAACCAGACAAUGCAGGAGUGAAUGUAGACCUGUACCAAGAUGAGAAAUUCUGUUGUUUUAUAAAGUAUUCAAUUAUCAUUGUGAAUAUCUUGAACUCUGUUAAGGAUACUGUACUGUAUUAAACAUGUAAAAAAAUGAUGUUUGUCUAAGUAGCUUACAAAAAAUAAUCACUCCUUGAAUGGGAGAUUAUCCAUGUCUGGAGAUCUGUCGUAACUAAAUACCUGAUUUGUUAUGGUGUUGUAACUUAAUAGAAGCUAUACGAGAGGAAGCAUGGUGUAUGAGAUUUUGUAAGUUAUUUGUGCUGGUUCUGUAUGUUGUGCCAUGUGUGUAAGACAAGAAUAAACUGCUGCUUUUGUUCAUCCCAUCCCAAAACAA